AUGGAGACGUCGGCGGUGGGCUGCGCCGCCACGGGCUUCCGCGCGGCGGGCCUGCACGCGGAGUCGCGCGCGCUGCGCGGGGCCGCGCGGGCGGCCCUCGAGGAGCUGUGCGGGCCCCGCGGGCGCGCCGCCGGGCCCCAGGGGCGAGCGGCCGCGCUGGAGCAGGCGGUGGUGCGGGCCCUCGAGCCGCACCAGCGCGACCUGGACGCCGCCCUCGCGCACGCGAGGCAGGGCGAGGCCCUGGCGCGGGGCAGCGGCGACGCCGAGGCCGGCAAGCGCUUCGCCGCGGCGCGGCGCCACGUCGAGCUCCACCGGGCGGCGGCGCGGCCCGCCGGAGGGCCGCCGGCGCGCCUCUUCGAGGGCGUCCCGCGCCUGCGGGAGCUCUCCGCGGGCGACUUUGGGCGGCGCUACUCCGCGCGCAGGACGCCCGUGGUCGUCGCGAGCGCGGCCGCGCAGCGGCUGGGCUGGGAUCUCCAGGAUCGCUGGCGGCGAGGUGCGGCGGCGGCCAGGUCCAGACGCAGCGCCACGACGCGUCCUGCGGGCUGUGGGCGGGGAUGCGCCCGUGCGCCAGCACCACCUCGGAGACCUCGUAGGCCGGUGGGCGGCGGGAGACCGCGGCGCGGUGGUCUUCGACGAGCCCCUGGCCAGCGCCUGCCCCGCACUCCUUCGGGGGUGGCCGCGCCUGCUGCGGGACUGCGACCUGAUCCGGCGCUCCCCGUACGCCUCGCUGCCCGAGGACCAUUACGGAUCCUUUUUGGGACCACCCGAGCCUCUUCGUCCAGCCGGCUGGCUCCCACUGCGGCGUGCACGUGGAUGCCAUGCACAGCCAGUUCGUGCAGGUAGUGCUGAAGGGCCGGAAGAGAUGGAGCUUUCGGCCUCUCGGCGACGCCGACCAGUUGCGCUGGAUGGGAAGGCGGGACAUCAUCCACAUGGAGGUCCAUGUCGACCCAGAUGGCGACAACCUGUACCGUCGCCAGAUCGCCUUCGAGCAGGUGUUCGAGGCUGCCGCUGGGGUGAACGACUGCGCCCGGGGCGGCUGCGUGCCCGUCGAGGUCGACGUCUGCGAGGGCGAGAUGGUGAUCGUGCCCGGCGGAGUGCCGCACAGCGUGGCCAACCUGGAGGACACGGUGGCGGUCUCCCACAACUUCAUAGACGUGUACCAGCCGGCCACGCGCCGGGGUGGCCCUCCGCGGGAGGGCCGCUUCUGUGCGCGGCUCUCGUGGGGCGCGCGGGUGGGGGAAGACACAUGGCCAGGCGCACAGUCCGCGCGCGCCGCGCCGCGCGCAACGAUCGGCACGCCGCGCCCCGAUGGCUGACCCCUUGCCUGGGGCCACUCCUGCGCGCGGCCGAGUCCGUGCGGAGGCGGCCGUUUCCGCGCUGCGGUGGCCAGCCUCGUUCCACGCGCUCGCGGACUACCUGGAAGAGGCGGCGGAAGCCCCAGAGCACAGAGCCCGCUCCUACUGAUCCUCCCCCUCCUCCUCCUCCUCCUCCUUCUCCUCCUCCUCCUCCUCCUCCUCCUCCUCCUUCUCCUCUGCCCCGCGGAGACCAUCAGGCUGCGUGGCGCGGCAGCAGCGGCUGCACCCCCACCCCCAACUCUUCGGCGGCAUCACUGCCGGUCCAGCCGACACGUCAGAAGGCGCGAGCGGAGACGACGCUGGGCUCCAGUCGGCUCCACGGCCCUC
Messenger RNA from Prorocentrum cordatum, 1682 nucleotides. Lineage: Eukaryota; Dinophyceae; Prorocentrales; Prorocentraceae. The record is from the annotation of a GenBank genome assembly.